Messenger RNA from Coturnix japonica (Japanese quail), 2953 nucleotides. RefSeq names its product CD101 molecule (gene CD101). Lineage: Eukaryota; Metazoa; Chordata; Aves; Galliformes; Phasianidae. The record is from RefSeq and is a predicted model, not a curated record. Gene Ontology annotation, cellular component: membrane.
UGCUCUGCUACCCACUUCUCCCCGCCUUUUUCUCUAAGAGGAGGAAACCGCUGCUGCAGUCUGGCAGCUUCCUCCCAGCCACUUUCAAAAUUGCAGGGUGGCUGUCACCAUCACCCUGAGGGCCUUAUACUGCCCUUCUAGAGAAGGACCCUAGCAGAUCUUGUCCGCAUGGGGCUGGUAAAGCAUCAGGUGGCUGCCUUCCUCCUUUUCAUCCUCAUGGGUAUGGGUGCUGGCCAACGUGUGGUGACUAUCCAAAAAGGACCACUCUACCGAGUACUUGGCUCCCACAUGACACUGUGGUGCAAGGUGAGCGGCUACCAGGGCCCAGCAGAGCAGACCUUCCAGUGGUCCAUCUACCAGCCCUCAGCUCCGGAACGAGAGGUACAGAUAGUCAGCACUGCCGACCCAUCCUUCCCCUACGCCAUCUACACCCAGCGGGUGCGCGCCCAGGAGAUCUACGUGGAGCGGGUACAGGGGGAUGAGGUGCUGCUGCACAUCACGGAGCUGCAGGACCAAGAUGCUGGGGAGUAUGAGUGCCACACGCCCAACACUGAUGAGAGGUACUUUGGGAGCUACAGUGCCAAGACAAACCUGACAGUGAUCACAGAUACCCUCUCAAUUUCCAUGGCGCCCCAGGAGCUCACCCACGCUGAGGGGGAUGCCAUUGAGCUCACCUGCGAGGUGUCCAGAUCCACUGCCCAGCACACACACCUCUCUGUUGGUUGGUACCGCCUCCGGGGAGAGCACCGGGCUGAGAUCCUCACCCUCUCCAAGGACUUUGUCGUGAUGCCGGGGCCUGCUUAUGCACAGAGGUUUCUGGCCGGGAGUGUGCGGUUGGACAAGAUUGGGAGCACCUCAUACAAGCUCUCCAUUGUGGCGGUGGAGCCGUCUGACCAGGGGCAGCUGUACUGCGAGGCAGCCGAGUGGAUCGAGGACCCCGAUGGGACGUGGAAGGACAUAUCCCGCAAACAGUCAGAGAGGACAUCGCUGGUGGUCACUCCCCAGGACCGAGAUCUCCAUGUGGGCAUUGCUGCCACCAAGAGUGACCUUUCUGAAGGGGACACCCUGCGGCUCAAUUGCACGCUGGAAACGCAGAGGAGUGACAGCAGGCACUUCCAGGUGGCUUGGCUCCUCAACAGCACUGAGGUGGCCAGGAUUGACCCCCGUGGGUUGCUGGUUUGGAAGAAGGAAUAUGAGGAGAGAGCCAGUCUGGGGCAGCUCCAUGCAUUCAAGCAAAGCAAUGCAGUUUACAUCCUCACUAUCCAUGAGGUGGGGCUGGAGGACAGUGGGACCUACCACUGCUCUGUUUUGGAGGUGAAGGCUCCUGAGGACUUCCGGAGCAUCCAAACCAACCUGUCAUCAGCUCUCAGAAUUGGUGUGAAGCCUAUAGGUCUCGGACUGCAUGCCACACUGAAAAGCAGACCAGCCACUGUCAGUUACACUCAGAGCUUUGAGCUUGUCUGCCAUGUGAGCUCCAGCCACCCAGUUGAGGAGCUGCUACUGUCUGUGGGGUGGCUUUUCCAGUCCAAGCCACCCACCAAUGGCUACCAAGAGCUGGUGCAUGUCCUUCCUGACGGCACUGUGUCCUGGGGACCGGCACAGCCCCACUUCCAGGGCAGAGCCCAGCUGAUGAAGUCAGGUGCUUUCUCCUGGCUGCACAUCCACAGUGCAAUGGCUGUCCAUGAAGGGAUGUACCAGUGCAAAGUGGGAGUCUGGAGGACGCUUCAAGGGCAGCCCACUGACUCCUUCACCUCCAAUGCUGUGGGGAUAAAGGUUGUCCCACCAGAAAGCAAGCUGAGGGUGGCUACGAGGGAGAGCUCCAUGGAGGUGGCUGGUGGUGACGAUGCAAGGAUCGAUUGUAGAGUGGAGUUCCCCCUAAAUAACUCUCAGCUGGCUGUCAGCUGGUAUUACCUUCCUCCUUCUCCUCCAGCGGAUGCCAUCCCCCUGCAGAUUGUGCAGGCCAGCCACAGUGGCCUGCUGGAGUACGGGGCUGAGUUCAGCUCCCCUGCACAGAAGUCUCGGUUCCUGAGUCAGAGGGUGUCCAGCCAUUUGUUCCAGCUGUGGAUUCUCUCGGUCAGCCCCGGGGACCAGGGCCAGUACUGUUGUGCAGUGGAGGAAUGGCGCUGGCUGGAUAGUGGCUGGCACAGCCUUGGAAAGCAGUGGUCGGGGAGAACCAGGCUGCUGCUCAGGCUGCCAGAGAGUGAACUGCACCUGGAGAAGACCAACCACAGCAUCUUGGCCAGGCAUGGCCAGGAGGUGACACUGGGCUGCCUGCUGAAGAGCACCCUCCUGCCUGCUGCCCGCCUUUCAGCCACCUGGUUUCAUAGGAAAAACGAUGGCCAUGAGAGGCCCCUGCUCACCCUGAAGCACGAUGGUGCCAUUGAGUCCCUGCAGGAGGGGCUGGUGGGGAGGCUGCAGCUUCAACGGCCCACGGCUGGUGACCUCAGCCUGACGCUGGGCAGUGUGCAAGAGGAUGAUGCUGGGACAUAUCACUGCUUGGUGCAGGAAUGGCGGCAGCGAGGCAACGAGGAUAAGUGGGAGCUGCAGGCCUGGGCACUCUCGGGGUACACCCAGCUCAGCACCACCACACCAGAGGCAACAGUCAUGUCUAGGAUCUGUUCAUCUCCAUCAUUGCUGAACUUCAUCCUAUUCUUACCUUUGGUUGCGAUCCUUCUCCUGGCCCUCGCUGGCACCUGCUGGUGCUUCAUCUCCAGGAAAAGAAAAAAGAGCACCAUUAGUGGAGACCAGCUGAUGGAACUGCAAGGGGCUGAGGGGAUCAAGCAAGCUUAGAUGGAUCAUAAUGGAAGAUGUAUCUUGAAGGAGAAGAACUGGAUGUCUGAGAGGACUGAGUGCUUGAAGAGGGGUGGCUUCUUGUUUUGCUGUAGCUUUUGCAAGGAUUACUUGAAAAUGUGUGUUUACUUUUAGUGGAACAAAGCAGCUCUGAAUUACCGAG